AUGAGUAAAGAUUUGAACAAAGUACCAGCCUCUAACGAAGACAAUGUAAAUGUUACAUGUAAACGCAAACGAACAAACUCAUUUGGUCAAGAAGAACAAUAUAUAAUUGAAAAUAUAAAAGAAAAUGAAAUUUCGUUUUAUAAUGGUAAAGAUUUUACAGGAAAAAACAUACCAGUGGUUUCUUCAAACAGAGAAGAAUCUUUAUGGAUAAAAUCUAUAGAGAAUGUUGUUAAGAGUGUUGUAUCGAUUCGAUUUUCACAUGUUUCUGCUUUUGAUACAGAAUUUCCAGAGAGCGGGGAAGCAAGUGGGUUCAUAAUAGAUGCAAAAAAUGGAUAUAUUUUAACAAAUCGUCAUGUUGUAUCAUCAGGACCUUUUUGGGGACAUGCUAUUUGUGAAAAUCAUGAAGAGAUUGAAGUAUAUCCUAUUUAUAGAGAUCCGAUUCAUGAUUUUGGGAUCUUGAAAUUUAAUCCAAAAAGCAUUAGAUAUAUGCCAGUUGUGGCUAUUCCAUUGCGUCCAGAUCUAGCUCGUGUAGGUACAGAGAUUAGAGUAGUGGGUAAUGAUGCAGCUGAAAAAUUAUCUAUACUUUCAGGAUGGAUAUCAAGAGUAGACAGAAAUGCUCCCGAAUAUGGAGAUUUUACGUAUUCUGAUUUUAAUACUAAUUAUAUCCAAGCAGCUGCAAAUGCAAGUGGCGGGAGCUCAGGAAGUCCAGUAGUAAACAUUGAUGGUUAUGCACUUGCAUUACAAGCAGGCGGAAAAACACAGGCAGCAACGGAUUUUUUCUUACCUCUUGAUCGUCCUCUUCGUACUUUAAAAUGUCUUCAAAAUAAUCUUCCUAUAACAAGAGGAACUAUUCAAGUACAAUGGAUGAUAAAGCCAUUUGAUGAAUGUCGUAGACUUGGAUUAAGUCCUGACGUAGAGGCAUGUAUUCGACAAUCAUUUCCAGAAGAAGUAGGUCUUCUUGUUGCAGAAACAGUCCUUCCAGAAGGACCAGGAGAUGGUUUGAUAGUUGAAGGAGACAUUUUGAUACGUGUAAAUAAUGAAAUUCUCACAAAACACAUUCCAUUGGAAAGUAUUUUAGAUGAAUCUGUCGGGAAAGAAAUACAAAUAUCAGUCCAAAGGGGAGGGGAGGAUAUAAAUAUAAAAAUAGAAGUAUGCGACAAACAUAAAAUUACACCAGAUAGAUAUGUUGAAUAUUCCGGGGCAAAAUUUCAUAAUCUAUCAUAUCAAUUAGCACGAAGUUAUGCUGUUGCUGUCAAAGGUGUAUUUAUUUCUGAACCAGAGGGCUCUUUUCGACUAGAAGGUCCAGAUCAAGGCUAUAUAUUAGAUACAGUCGAUACCAAACCUGUACCAGAUUUAGAUACAUUUAUAGAAGUUGUUAAAGAUAUACCUGAUCGAAAACAUGUUGUAGUAACAUAUAAAGUUAUCCAUGAUAUGCAUAGUCUUUGCACUCAAAUAAUUCAUAUAGAUCGCCAUUGGGCUACUAAGUUUCGACUUGCUAUUCGAAAUGAUUCAACAGGAUUAUGGGAUUUUCAUGAUUUAGGGAGUCCGCCUCCACCAGAAAAAAUAGAGCCCAAAACCGCAAAAUUUAUUACAUUAGAUAACAAUUUUGGCCAUGCGGCAAGUUUAGUUAAAAGUUUCGUAAAAAUAUCAUAUUUUAUGCCUAUACGAUUAGAUGGAUUUCCAAAAGGAAGAAAAUCAGGGACCGGACUUAUUGUUGAUAAAGAUAGAGGGCUCGCAGUUACUUCCAGAUCUAUUAUACCCUUUGCAUUGGGUGAUCUUUUAUUAACAUUUGCUGACUCGAUUAUUAUACCUGGAAAAAUUGAACAUCUCCAUCCUACACAGAAUAUCGCCUUUAUUAGUUAUGAUCCUAAGCUUUUGGCAGAUACUCCUGUUCAGGCAGCAAAACUUAGCAAUGAACGUCUUUCUCAAGGAAGUUCUAUAUACUUUGUAGGAGUAAAUCAUAGUAAUAGAAUUGUUGGCACAAAAACUGUCGUUACAGAUGUAACAACAGUUACAAUCCCUCAAAAUGCAACCCCAAGAUUCCGUGCAAUUAAUGUUGAUUCUAUAUUUAUUGAUACUAAUUUGGGAUCUCAAUGUGGAUCAGGUGUUCUCUGCGGAGAAGAUGGAAGGGUUAAAGCACUUUGGUUAACAUAUUUGGGAGAACGAACAUCUAGCGGAAAAGAUGUUGAUUAUCAUAUGGGACUGGAUAUAUCAACAAUUUUACCAAUUCUAGAGAAAUUACGACUAGGGAUUACUCCUAAAUUGCGAAUUUUAAAUAUAGAAGUUUAUUUCAUUCAAAUGGCACAAGCUCGAAAUAUGGGCGUUAGUGAUGAAUUGAUUUGUCGUGUUGAAGAUGCAAAUCCUGAAAAACAUCAAUUACUUCUCGUAAGACGAGUGGAAUCAGGAAAUGGACCCAAACUUCUUCAGGAUGGCGAUGUUAUUUUAACAGUAAACCAAAAAAUAGUUACUCGAAUGCAAGAUUUAGACGUACAAUACACGUCAGAAGAGUUAAAAAUGGUUAUACUUCGAAAACGAAAAGAACUUACCCUAAACAUUCCUACAGUUCUUGCAGAAGCAAGUGAAACGGAUCGUGUAGUUAUGUGUUUUGGUGCAUUACUUCAAGCACCUCAUCGUGCAGUAAGACAGCAAUCCAAAACACUCCACACACAAGUUUAUGUAUCUGCAAAAAGUAAGGGUUCACCAGCAUAUCAGUAUGGGCUUGUACCAACAAUGUUUAUUACACAUAUAAAUAGUGUUUUUACGCCCGAUCUUGAUGCACUUUUAAAGGCUGUAUUACCCAUCCCCGAUAAUACAUAUGUACGAAUACGAACAACUACUUUUGAUAAUAUCCCUAUUGUUCUUACAUUAAAACUUAAUUUACAUUAUUUUCCAACUGUAGAACUAAUUAAGGACGAAACCUGUGAAAACGGCUGGAGGCAAAUUGUUUAUGAAUCUAAAUAA
Messenger RNA from Pneumocystis murina B123, 2961 nucleotides. RefSeq lists its product as hypothetical. Gene Ontology annotation, molecular function: protein binding; serine-type endopeptidase activity. Bases 1 to 2961 code for a protein of 986 amino acids. Gene Ontology annotation, biological process: proteolysis. NCBI's taxonomy places the organism in Eukaryota, Fungi, Ascomycota, Pneumocystomycetes, Pneumocystales, Pneumocystaceae. The record is from RefSeq and is a predicted model, not a curated record. The transcript has 17 exons.